This is a messenger RNA of Ogataea philodendri, 402 nucleotides long. RefSeq lists its product as uncharacterized. Bases 1 to 402 code for a protein of 133 amino acids. The record is from RefSeq and is a predicted model, not a curated record. NCBI's taxonomy places the organism in Eukaryota, Fungi, Ascomycota, Pichiomycetes, Pichiales, Pichiaceae. The transcript has 2 exons.
AUGGCUCGUUGGCCACAAUGGCAUGGCUGUUCCGUCAGGCAGGGCCACGAUGUUGAGCAGCACCCAGAAAGUGGCAAAGAAGUGGAUAGGCCAGUUAAACCAGGUCUUCUUGACGAUAGCCCAGUCGUACUGUCUGGAUCCAUCGAUACCGGAUCUGAUCUGGCGAUCAACAGCAAGCUCGUAAUCGUCCUGGUUCAUCCACCAAAUUGGCUUGGUUUUCUUCUGCGACUUGGCCUGCAGCGGACCUGGGAAAAAUGCGAAUCCGAAAAAGGCCACAGGCACAGUGACAAUUCCGUCAAUGAUGAAUCCCCACUUCCAUCCACUGAGACCUCCCUUACCGCUCAAGUUGUUGUAGGCCGCGGUUUGCAGAUAUCCAGAAAACAUACCACCCAAACUCGAUGA